Molecule: messenger RNA, 1413 nt
Organism: Geosmithia morbida
Lineage: Eukaryota; Fungi; Ascomycota; Sordariomycetes; Hypocreales; Bionectriaceae
Product: glutathione synthase
Exons: 3
Coding region: 1-1413 (470 amino acids)
Biological process (GO): glutathione biosynthetic process
Cellular component (GO): cytosol
Molecular function (GO): ATP binding; glutathione synthase activity; glutathione binding
Source: RefSeq, a predicted model, not a curated record
AUGGCCUCACUCGCUCAAGGGGAAUAUCCGCCCCAGCUAAAGGGUGAGGAGCAGCGGCAUCUCAUAGACACUGUCAAGGACUGGACAAUCGGCAACGGUCUAGCCGUUCGGCCCCCCCCCGCCGUCAUCCCCAGCGAGGUCGAUCCCAACGGUGUCUCUGCCGUCAGUGCGCCCGUCACUCUCUUCCCCAGCCCGUUCCCCCGCGUGUGCUUCGAGCAGGGUGUUCUGGCGCAGAAGUCUUACAAUGAGCUCUACUCCGCCGUCAGUCGUGACGAGAAGUUUCUCGAGGAAAUGGUCAAGGAAGUAGCCGGUGGCGAUGAGUUUAUCGGUAACCUCUGGAAGAUCCACCUCAAGGUCAAGGAGGAGGGAUACACGCAGUCCAGGUACCUGGCCGACACGGAAUACCCGCUACUGCAAAACUGGGUAUCCGACGUGCAGCAGGACCUGCCUGAAAACACGACGACAAAGGGCUUGGCGCAGGGUAUAGAGACGGCAUUCCGCGCAUAUGGCGAGUCAGAGCUGGGCCAUGCCAAGUGCGUCGUCUUCCUAACGCAGACGGGGGAACGCAACAUCUUUGAUCAGCGCCACCUCGAGUACCAGGUGGCCAAGGCUCGACCGUCAUUCCCCGUCUUCAGGCUCCCGCAUGCUGACCUGCUGGAGCACACGUCCCUCGCCGAUUCUCCCAAGCGCCAGCUCCUAUACCGGCUGCCGCGGGACCCGUCCAAGGUGUACGAGGUGGCAGUCGUGUACCUCCGGUCCGGCUACGACCCGUCCGACUACCCGGACCAGGCGGCCUGGGACGCACGGUACCAGCUGGAGCGAUCGGGCGCCAUCAAGUGCCCCACAGUCCUGACGCAACUGUCGGGUACUAAGAAGGUGCAGCAGGUCCUGGCCACUCCGCGAGAGGUAUCGUCCUCGUCGGUGUCGAUCCUGUCCAAGUUCAUCAAGGACGACACGCCCGCUGCUGCAGAGCUGUACAAGACCUUCACAAACAUCUACCCGAUGGACACGUCCGUGGCUGGGCUGGAGGCGCGCAAAAAGGCUCUCGACCCAGAGCUAGCCAAGGCCUACGUACUCAAGCCGCAGCGUGAGGGAGGCGGCAACAACAUCUACCGCGCCGCCAUCCCUGAAUAUCUCAAGACGGUUCCCGAGGAGCACUGGGGCUCGUACAUUCUCAUGGAGCUCAUCACGCCGCCACCCGUGUCAAACAUCAUCCUGCGCAACGGCAACGUAGAACAGGGCGGUGUCAUCUGCGAGCUGGGAAUCUACGGCACCUGUCUCUGGGACCAGGUGACGGGCGACGUCAAGCACAAUGAGCAGGCGGGCUACCUCUUACGUACCAAGGGCGACCAGAGUGAGGAAGGCGGCGUGGCUGCAGGGUACGGAUGCAUGGACAGCUGCGCUUUGAUAUAA